Messenger RNA from Racocetra persica, 298 nucleotides. Lineage: Eukaryota; Fungi; Glomeromycota; Glomeromycetes; Diversisporales; Gigasporaceae. The record is from the annotation of a GenBank genome assembly.
GCAUAUGGAAAAGAAGGUUGUACUACAGAAGAAAUUGAAGAGGCUGCGAAAGAAGCAAAUAUCCAUAAUUUUAUUACAGCUUUACCGGAUGGGUAUAAUACUCGUGUAGGUGAAAAAGGAACACAACUUAGUGGUGGUCAAAAACAGAUUUUAUUACUUGAUGAAGCAACUUCAGCACUAGAUUCUGAAUCUGAAAAAGUUGUGCAGAAUGCAUUGAAUAAAGCCAGUAAAGGCCGUACAACACUUACAAUAGCCCAUCGAUUAUCAACAAUUCAAAAUGCUGAUUUAAUCUUGGUUU